Messenger RNA from Amyelois transitella, 829 nucleotides. RefSeq lists its product as uncharacterized. The transcript has 2 exons. The record is from RefSeq and is a predicted model, not a curated record. The coding region runs from base 157 to 786 and encodes 209 amino acids. Lineage: Eukaryota; Metazoa; Arthropoda; Insecta; Lepidoptera; Pyralidae.
UUGUUACUAGCGACCAGCACCGGCCUAAUCCGGUCUAUCUAUUAAUAAACUGCACCACAAUCCGUUGUGUAGUAAAGAUUUUAGCAUACAUACAGACAUGAGAAGGGAAGCGACGCUAGGCUGAUUUGGAAACAUCCAGCUCGGACUAAAACAGAAAUGGACACUGACCCACCAUUCUUACUUUUUUUUAGUACCUAUGUUAUUUACGACUCGUGUGUGCAAGGUAAUGGCACCCUUAAUAAGGGGAUAAUCAUAAUCAAUCAGUUGGAAGAAGAAAGAUUUGAACAAUUUUUACGUCAUGUUGUUGCAAAACUGAAAGUUCAAGAUUCAGAGAUAUUCACAGAUGAUGAGAGACAAAAACUAGAAAAAAUAUUUAAAGUCAGCGGAGAAGAUUUGCUGUUAUCAAUUAAAACUAUUAUCUAUCUUUUCAAAAGAAUGUUGAAGUAUAUAUUUAUGCCAUCAGACUUAAAAAGUGACUUGCUCAAGAUUGGUUUUAGUAGUGAGAAAGCAGAAUAUAUAGUCAAAGCAUGGUCCACAGGAACAAAAGCAGUAUUAAAAGAAGUGGAUUCUAAAACAAUAGACAAGCUUGGUGAUGAUAUUAAUUUUACUUGGAAAUUGAAUGCAGAAUUAAGUUCGAUAUAUCAGAAAAAGUGCAAAAUACCAAAAGCAUAUUUAUCAUUAUCAAAUAAACAAUUUGAAACUGAAUUAGAACUCACACAUCCAGAAUUAUAUUCAGUUUUUUUACAAUUUGAAUCAAUUCAAAAUGAAUUGGACAAUAUAUUGUAAUUAUAUUUUUGUGUUGGUAAUCAGUAUUAUUUUUAAAAUAAAA